GUUCACAUCAGGCAGGAGAGCGGUGAGAUCUCCCAAAGAAGCCAGGGCUGGCCAUAAUGUCAGGAUGGAAAACUAUGUGAAAGAAAGUAACAACAAGAACCCGCAUUUAUUUAUCACCCUUGACAAAGUUAAAAAACCCUCAAGACACUUCAUAUGAAGGUAACACUUGACACCAGGCCAGUUAUGAAGAUGAGUUGCCAAGUAUUUGAUCAAAGAGAAACGGAGUGUCUUAAGGGAAAAGAGAAAGAUAAUGCGGCAACAGUUUUAGGGAGGAGUUCCACAAUUUGGGAGCUGAGGCAGUUAAAGGCAUGCCGACCAGUUAAACUGGAGGACCCGGAGGAGCACACUGUGAUCUGAGAGAGCCACGGAGGUUCGGAAGGUGCAGGAUUGAGACAGCAAUUCUGAGGGGGAAUAGAAACUAAAUACGAAGACUUCAAAAUCAAAGCAUUAAUUGGACUGGAUGACAACAAGCUCAAGUAGAUGGGCAGUCAGUACGUGGUGAGGGUCAGCGACAUCAGCAACAGCACAGUUGUUAACUGUGACUCACUGGGUGGCACCCUGCUCUCUAUCAGAAGGUCACUAACUUGAAGAAAAUAUCUAAGCAUUAGCUGUGGUAGUGCCUCAGGACCCUAUUCUGACCAUUGGGGCAUCACUGGCUGCCAUGUGCAUUGUGAACCCUGAGGUUAACGAGGACGCCCAGGAUCUGUACUGGACACUAAACGGCAUGAGGCUUCCUGCAGACUUGUACAAUCUAGUGAAUAACAGCGCACUGAAGGUGACAAUUCAUGGCCUGAAUGGCUCACGGCAACAAUCUGGUGAUAACCUGUUGUGUCACCGUAGCGACAACAGGGUUCUGGCUGGCACGUGUCUCUAUGUGGGCUUUCCCCCUGAAAAACCUACCAACAUUACCUGCUGGUCAAAGAACACCAAGGACCUCACCUGUAAAUGGAACCCAGGGGGCGAGGGUGAAUCCUUUCUUCAUACCAACUACACACUGAAGUACAAGUUACGCUGGUACGGUAAGGAGAACGAGUGCCAGGAGAUGGCCAGAGCUGGACCAAAUUCUUGCUACAUUCCCAAGGAUCUUGCCCUCUUCACUCCGUAUGAAAUCUGGGUCGAGGCAUCAAACAAAUUGGGGACUGCAGCUUCUGACAUCCUCUCUCUGGACAUCCUGGAUGUGGUUACCACGGAUGCUCCAUUUGAUGUUCAGGUGAACCGUGUUGGUGAUCUGGAGGACCAGCUCAGUGUCCGAUGGAGCUCUCCGCCUGCAUUGAGAGAUUUCCUCUUUCAGGCCAAGUAUCAGAUCCGGUAUCGUGUGGAGGACAGCACGGAAUGGAAGGUAGUGGAUGACAUUGGAAACCAGACGCUGUGCCGACUGGCAGGGUUACGACCGGGCACUGUAUAUUUUGUGCAGGUGCGUUGUAACCCUGUUGGCAUUUACGGUUCAAGAAAAGCUGGGAUUUGGAGUGAAUGGAGCAUUCCCACGGCUGCCUCCACACCCCGGAACGAGAGGUCGAGUGGCACGUGUUACCAGAAGAGUGGGGAGAGCAGCUCCAAUCUGCGGCGUGAGCUCAAGCAGUUUUUCGGCUGGGUUAAGAAGCAUGCCUAUGGGUGUACUGCUCUGAACAUCAAACUGUACGACCAGUGGCGUGUGUGGCUGCAGAAAUCGCACAAGACACGGAACCAGCCAUCAUUGACUGUUCCGCCCUUUCUCUUCUCCCAGAACCAAGAAGUCGCCGUUUUUGUCGGACUACAGGAAGAUUCUCCAGGCCGGUAACUCCAGAAAUUAUUCUUCAAAAGGACAGACCCCUUAGGGGGGAGUGAGGAUUGGUCUUUGAAACAAAAUGAAUGUGUGAAGCAGUCAACACAACCCUUGAUCCUCAUUGUUAGUCUUAGAGCAGUUACUAACACUCCUAUAGGUGUAUCCAUUUAUUCGUUAACGAUACAGGAGAUGCUUUAGUGACAUCAAGUGUUUAGACACUGACAGUUCCCCUCAGCAAUCUACGAUCAAAUCCAUCACAGGGGUUGAAGGCCAUUCCUCUUUCAACUGCUGGUCAACAUUUCAUAUUCAAUAAUUUUGUCUUUUAGUUGUGUUUUCAGAACCUUAACAUCCUUAUCUCUUUAUUUCUUGCUCCUAACAUCUGUUUGUGUAGUUUGGUGUUAGUUUUUAUUUUGUAAAACCCUUGUGAUGUCUGAUAGAGAGUACUUAAAGGUGUUGUACAAAUGUCAAGUGUUGUUGAAUAGUCCAAAAUUUUAGCAGCAUAAAGUAUUCAAAGUUCCCAGGAAGUAAAUGACAUGGAGCAUUGGAAAAUCCACCCAGUACAUGGAACAAUGCUUUUAAAUAUGAACGCAAAAAGCAACUGAAUCAAAAUAUACGGGAUUGAUCAUUUAUUUACUUUGUAAUAAACCUGGCACAACAUUUAAUGUUGUCAAA
This is a messenger RNA of Stegostoma tigrinum, 2434 nucleotides long. RefSeq names its product cytokine receptor-like factor 1b (gene crlf1b). Lineage: Eukaryota; Metazoa; Chordata; Chondrichthyes; Orectolobiformes; Stegostomatidae. Gene Ontology annotation, molecular function: protein binding; cytokine receptor activity. The transcript has 9 exons. Gene Ontology annotation, biological process: cytokine-mediated signaling pathway. Gene Ontology annotation, cellular component: external side of plasma membrane. The record is from RefSeq and is a predicted model, not a curated record. Bases 662 to 1777 code for a protein of 371 amino acids.